AUGUUAGUCUGUUACAUCCGAGAGGUUGGAAACAUAGAUGUGGAGAUUGCCUCCAUUAUGAAUAGGAAACCUAUAGUUCUCCCCAAGGAGCCUCGGAAGGAUCUUGAUACAAUGAAGUUGGGGAGGAUACGAAAGAAGGAUUGGAGUGUCGCUUUUCAAAUAAGAGAAAAAACCGAUGCAAAAUUUCAUAGAUUCUUCUUCUAUUUGUCAGAAAAGCAACUAUAUUCCUCCUCCUGUCUCGAAUAUAUCGUAGAUUUUUUGAGUCAGAAUAAAGCGAACAGUGUUGCGGAAAAGAAGUGUUUUUCGUACAUGAUCAAUCGGUACGUCCUAGUUCGCAAGACUUUAUUGGGACUCAUGUCGAAUUUGUUUAAAGUGAAAAAGCGCCAAUAA
Messenger RNA from Lactuca saligna, 390 nucleotides. Lineage: Eukaryota; Viridiplantae; Streptophyta; Magnoliopsida; Asterales; Asteraceae. The record is from the annotation of a GenBank genome assembly.